CAUCGCUCUGCGCGGCAGGAAGAGAAACUGAAGCGACUGAAUAUAAGAGGCGCUUUGUGAUUUUCUGUUUCUACAACUUUCCACUUCAUCUGAGGCACAAACCCGCAGCUCGCACAGAAUGAUGCUGCAGCACUCGGGUCCCUCGCUGGCUGACAUCAGCUGCUCCGCCCUGGUGCCCUGCCUCUCCCCGCCGGGCACUCUCACCCUGGACGACUUCACCAAUUUCACACCGCUCGUAAAAGAGGAGCUGCGGCUCGCCAUCCAGACCAAGAGGCUGUCCAACGGGCUCAGCGCCGACAUGAGCUCCGACGGCGCCAGCUCCAGCGAGGACAGAGCGUCAGAGAGCAACCCCCGCGGGUCCGGUGUCAGGAGAGAGGUGACACCUCAGGAGUACGAGAGGAGGAAGAGGAGGAGGGAGAGGAACAAGGUCGCUGCCGCUAAGUGCCGAAACAAGAAGAAGGAGAAGACAGAGGGUCUGCAAAAGGAAUCAGAGAAACUGGAGAGCGUCAACGCCGACCUGAAGGCUCAGAUCGAGGAGCUGAAGCAGCAGAAGCAGCAGCUGGUCUACAUGCUCAACCUGCACCGACCCACUUGCAUCGUCCGAGCCCAGAACGGCCAAACGCCCGAGGACGAGAGGAACCUUUUCAUCCAGCACAUCAAGGAGAGCACUUUACAACUCCACAACAUUACCUCCUCCAUCGCUGCAACCAACACCGCUGACUCCUCCACCUUAUCCUCAUCCCUGUCCACGGUAUCACCUCUAGACGCCGGGUUUCUGACCCUCGAUCACAUUCAGUGUCCCAGUCACCUAUGAGACACUGGCAAAGCCUCCACUUGCUGCCAUUGGUGGAGCCGCCAUAUAGACUUAUGACCUGAGAAUGCCGUGUAAUAUACGCCACCUUAAGAUGACUCCUGCGUCUCCUUCGCUGUCCAAAGAGAGAAAGAGAGGCGUAGAGUGACAACAGAACCCACCACUCCCUGAAAUCGCAGCUGCUGAUUGGACAGCAGAAAGUGACAUAAAAUGGACUGCACCUUGACAUGCGCUGUGUUUCUUUUAACAGUCAAAACCAAGGACAGAAGCCAAAGCACUAAAAAUAGAACAAAACCAUCAUAUUUGUUUCAAAUUAACAGCUUUUUUUUUUUGUUUUUAAGCGCCUGACUCAGAGUCUGAUUUUUGUACCAAAGUGUGUAUUCAAGGUGAUCAAGGCACAUUAUGUCAAGCAAUUGGAGACAUAUUGACUGUGUGAGUGUGUUAACGAGUGUUUGGGUGUCGAGUCACUGACUGUAAAAAAAAAAAAAAGACAUUGUUAUUUGUGCUUAGUAUAGGAAAUAGUAUAUUUAUUAAGUAACAA
Messenger RNA from Labrus bergylta (ballan wrasse), 1352 nucleotides. It is a transcript of the gene atf3, whose product is annotated as activating transcription factor 3. The record is from RefSeq and is a predicted model, not a curated record. NCBI's taxonomy places the organism in Eukaryota, Metazoa, Chordata, Actinopteri, Labriformes, Labridae. Gene Ontology annotation, biological process: regulation of transcription by RNA polymerase II. Gene Ontology annotation, molecular function: DNA-binding transcription factor activity, RNA polymerase II-specific; RNA polymerase II cis-regulatory region sequence-specific DNA binding. Gene Ontology annotation, cellular component: nucleus.